CCAUAACAAUAGAUGAAAGAGCUCGGAAUCAAUUGUCGGGACUGUUAUCAGUUCUUGAACACACUCCGCCAAACGACCAGUCGCUUGACGGGUCAACCUCAUCUACGCGUUCCACCUCCAAAUUAGGCAUCAACAAAACUUCAAAAUGGCAAAUUCAACCCCCAACCCAAACAGACUGAGCAGAGCCGCCCAAUGGCUAGUCCGCGAACUCGGCCUGCACACCAUGCGCCACGCGGGGAGAGACGUGUACAUUUUGAUCCUCACGCGCUACCUGCGCAUGUACGCUUACGGCACCGUCGCGCUGAUCCUGGCCGUCUACCUGCGCGCACAGGGGCUCUCGGAUGCGCAGAUCGGGUUCUUCAUGACGCUGACGCUGCUGGGCGACGUGGUGGUGUCGCUGCUGCUCACGCUGGUUGCGGAUGCGUUGGGGCGCCGCAGGACGCUGAUGCUAGGGGCGCUGGGGAUGGCGGUAUCGGGGGGCGUGUUUGCGCUCGAGAGUAGGUAUGAGGUGCUGUUGGCGGCAGCGGUGGUGGGGGUUAUUAGUCCGAGUGGGAAUGAGAUUGGCCCGUUUCGGGCGGUGGAGGAGAGUACGCUUGCACAGCUUGUGGGGGAGGAGGGGAGGGCGGAUGUUUUCACAUGGUACGUUGCCUUCGCCGUCCUGGGCACAUCGACUGGUCUGAUCGUUGGCGGUCAGGCCAUCGAUGCGCUUUCAGCAAGGCAAGGCUGGACAGAACUCGAUGCCUACCGCGCAGUCUUUUGGAUCUACACUAUCGUUGGCUUGACCAAAGCUGUGUGUACGCUCUUUCUGAGCCAGGAUUGCGAGCAUCAGAAGCGCUCCAAACCAGCCAGCGGAGAGGGAGAAACAGAGCCUCUAUUGCCCUCUCAAGACAACAAUACACUCUCUACUUCGACUGGCAACGGAUUUACUCAAGACCCCGAGACCAAAGCCAAGAAGACGAGAUGGAACCCGUUCACUUCAAUCUCUCCCAAGAGCCGGGCGAUCCUGUUCAAGCUAUGCAGUCUCUUCUUCCUUGACUCGCUAGGCUCAGGAAUGGUCCCCUUCUCACUAAUCAACUACUACCUGGACCGUAAGUUUCAACUACCAAAAGGGAAACUAGGCGGCAUAAUGAGCGCUACAUGGUUCCUCUCCACACUGAGCAACGUCUUCUCGGCCUCGGUGUCCCGCCGCCUCGGUCUGAUACCCGCAAUGGUGUGCACCCACCUCCCGUCCUCGCUGUUCCUCGGCGCGCUCCCCUUCGCGCCCACGCUCGGCCUGACAAUCCUGCUCCUCAUCGGCCGCAGCAUGAUGAGCUCCAUGGACCAAGCGCCGCGCUCGGCGUUCCUGAGCAUGGUCGUGCUGCCCGAGGAGCGCACAGCGGUCAUGGGAAUUGUGAAUAUUGCGAAAACGCUGAGUCAGAGCGCCGGGCCGUGGGUCACGGGAGUGCUGGCUGGGAAGGGGAGGUUCUGGGUUGCGUUUGUGGCGGCGGGAGCGCUGAAGGCGACGUAUGAUGUUCUGCUUUUGACAAUGUUUGGGGGAAGGGUACAUGCUCGGAAGGCGGAACACGAGGAUGCUGUGGACCCUGCCCGGUCUGGUGGGGACAGUGCAGAAGUGUCUGUGGACUCAAGUACAGAGCAUGUGGAUGGAGAGCGUCAGUCUGUGAGGUAAAAGGUUUUUCAGAAAUACGCUUGUUGAGGUGUUGAAACCUGACGUCUCUGUGUAUCUAAGUCUAUGGUAUCUUGU
Messenger RNA from Boeremia exigua, 1741 nucleotides. Its product is annotated as major facilitator superfamily domain-containing protein. Gene Ontology annotation, cellular component: fungal-type vacuole membrane. Bases 146 to 1666 code for a protein of 506 amino acids. The record is from RefSeq and is a predicted model, not a curated record. Gene Ontology annotation, biological process: transmembrane transport. NCBI's taxonomy places the organism in Eukaryota, Fungi, Ascomycota, Dothideomycetes, Pleosporales, Didymellaceae. The transcript is spliced from 3 exons. Gene Ontology annotation, molecular function: transmembrane transporter activity.